GGUGUAUUAGAGCAUUAUAUUUUACUCAUCAUUUUGGUCCCUUUUUUCAAUCUUUGUGUUCUGGUGGCUUAUUUAUUCAUGACGGGGGAGUUAAGGAUCGAGUCUUUCUAGUAACUACACCAUAAAAACGAACUACUUUCUGGUUGUUGGUGAGGGAUCUGAUUGAUUCUGAGGAGGAGGAAGAGGUGUUGUUUGAUGACAUGGGAGCGUGUGUGUCAACUCCACAAGGUUGUGUUGGGGGAAAGUUGAAGAGGAAAAAAAACCGCAAGAGGAGGAGAGGAGAUGGGCUCAGGAGAAGAGUUUGUUGUCGGUUGUAUAAGAAGGGGAAGGGAUCAUCAUUGGACAAGGUUGAUGUGCCCGGUGACCGUUCCUUUGCCAACAACCCCACUUUCCAAGCUGGAAGUAUUAUUGAGGAGGCAUGGUUUGAUUCAGUUGCGGUGUUUGAAUCAGACUGUGAUGAUGAUUACCAGAGUGUCCCUGAUGAUGUUGUAUCUCUGAAUGGGAUAGAAUCCAUAUCAAGUUUUGCAUCUUCAAGAGAUGGAAACCAUAGAGUAUCAACUGAUCAAGUGCAGAAAACAAAGGAGUUGUUAUCUAGAGAAUAUUCUGGAAAUAUCUCUGAGGCUGCCAGAAUUUCAGAUGUUCAACAUUCUAGUGUAGAUGUCAUUGAUUCUCAAUGUAAAUGCGACAGAAAUAUAGUUGAAGGAAAUGAACCUGUGUUCCUUGAUGAAAUCUCCUCAGUGGAUGCAAAUUCCAUCAAGGAAGAUGGAAUUUUGGAUAACUGUGGGAUUCUUCCGAAUAAUUGUUUGCCUUGUCUUGCAUCUACUGUUCCUUCCAUUGAAAAGAGAAGAUCAUCAAGUUCUAGUCCUCCUAGUGCAAGGAAGAAGACUCCUAUGAAAAUCUCCUCUAAAUUGAGGGAAGGACAUGGGAUUGCUACCCUAUUUUCGUCAAAGGAACUUCUACAAAGACCAAUUGCAGGUUCUCAAGUACCCUUUUGUCCAAUUGAGAAGAAAAUGCUUGAUUGUUGGUCACACAUUGAUCCAAGCACUUUCAAAGUCCGAGGAGUAAAUUAUUUGAAGGACAGGAAGAAGGAAUUUGCUCCUAACCAUUCUGCAUAUUACCCAUUUGGUGUAGAUGUUUUCUUAUCUCCGCGAAAAGUGGACCAUAUAGCUAGGUUUGUGGAGCUUCCUGUUAUUAGUUCCUCUGGGAAAUUUCCACCCAUACUUGUUGUGAAUGUACAGAUUCCUCUCUACCCUACCGGACUGUUUCAAGGUGAAACUGAUGGCGAAGGAAUGAGUUUUGUUUUGUAUUUUAAACUUUCAGAAAGUUACUCCAAGGAACUUCCACUGCAUUUUCAAGAAAGCAUGAGGAGGUUGAUGGAUGAUGAAGUUGAGAAGGUAAAGGGUUUUCCUGUAGAUUCAAUUGUUCCCUUCCGUGAAAGGUUGAAAAUCUUGGGCCGUGUUGUCAAUCUGGAAGAUCUUCAUUUAAGUGCAGCUGAAAGGAAGCUUAUGACCGCUUACAAUGAGAAACCUGUUCUUUCACGUCCCCAACAUGAGUUUUACUCGGGAGAAAACUACUUUGAGAUUGAUAUAGAUAUGCAUAGAUUCAGUUAUAUCUCCAGGAAAGGGUUUGAAGCUUUCUUGGACAGAUUAAAAGUCUGUGUUCUAGAUGUUGGUUUAACAAUUCAGGGGAACAAACCAGAGGAGCUGCCAGAGCAAUUGUUAUGUUGUAUUAGGCUAAAUGCCAUUGACUACAUGAAUUACCAACAACUUGGGCUAACUCAAGAAGAACCCCUGUAAUUUUAUUAAUGGCAAGAAAGCAUUUUUCAAUCUUGCAAUUUAUGGUCAUUUCAAGAUGCGUUUUUAUGGCUA
Molecule: messenger RNA, 1868 nt
Organism: Lotus japonicus
Lineage: Eukaryota; Viridiplantae; Streptophyta; Magnoliopsida; Fabales; Fabaceae
Exons: 10
Coding region: 201-1796 (531 amino acids)
Source: RefSeq, a predicted model, not a curated record